Messenger RNA from Funneliformis caledonium, 159 nucleotides. The record is from the annotation of a GenBank genome assembly. Lineage: Eukaryota; Fungi; Glomeromycota; Glomeromycetes; Glomerales; Glomeraceae.
AUGAAUUACAAUUUUGACAUUCAUAAAAGCAAACAAUUAGAUAUCCUUGAUCCUAUUUCCAUUGAAGCUUACGGAAUUAUAGACUCUUGCCAAGUUAAUAUGCAUUUAAGCACUUCAUUAAUGGGCGGUUUAAAUAUUGAUGGUGAUGAUAACGAAUAG